AUACAAAACAUAGACUUUAUACUGUCAAGAGAACCACAAAUAUUGCUCUCUUUUCUUAGUUUGAAGGCAAAUUUUGCUUUCUGUGUUAGUGAUACACCUGCUAAAACUCCUUAUUUGACAAAAUUAAUGUAUAUGAUCUAUACCAACUUAUGGCCUUUUCCGACCUACUGCAACUCUUAUGAGGUUUGUGCCUACGUGAAAAGAAAGAAGAGUCUUUUUCUCUUCCCUCAUCCAUUACUCUUUGCCACACUUAAUUCUCUUUUUCAAUCUCCUGACAAUAAUUGUAUCCCAUGAUCUCUCUUUUGAACUAUUUUAAUGAUUAUAAAACCGAUUUUAAUUAUUUCUUGCCCGAUAAAUGGUAGACGCAUGAGAAUAAAAGAGAUGAUGAAGAGGAAGAUAACACUGCCAUGGGGAUGGCAACACAGAUGUGGGUCUCGAAGCAGUGGGAAAAGGAUGCCCGAAUCUCAAGCAGUUGAAGGGAAAACUAGAGUGCCGAAGGGCCUAAUCGGGCAAAGGACAACAGACAGCGGGCAACCCUAUUCAUGUGCGGCUAAUUAAGCACAUACGCUGACAAAGGGGGAGAGGCGCAAAUUUAACAAGUGCGAGAGAGUUAUCACCUCACAACAAGAAUGGAUGACAGCUUCAGUGUACGGGUUGACAAGGUGUUCGGUUCUCUGACGGCGACCUCCAAUUUGACUUCUCUCUGGUCUUUAACCGACGAUGAGAUUGCCAAAAGGGAAUGGGAUAGGGAUGCCCCCUCCCGAGAGCUACUCGACUUUGAUUCCAAACCCUGCCCUCCCCACAUUGACGGCUUCUUCGCUAAAACCCUAGAUGAUGAUGAUGAAUCCGCUAUCCGCUCUGCCAUUGGUCUAGACUCCGCCCUUGACCAUGAGGAGGAGGAAGACGAGUUCGACAAAGUGGCUGUCGAUAGCGAAAAAGAGAAGCAGCAGCCUAGUGACCGCUUCUACAUGCGGGACGUCUCCGACUAUGGAAUUUCUGCAGACAUCUACGAUGAGCUUCCUCUUACUCUUCAGGACGUUAAGAGAGAUCCUCGUGCUAAUCACGAGGCCGCCAAGCUCAGGCUCAAGGAAGAUGCUGAGGCUGCCUUGAGAGAAGGUCAUUUGGCUUCCAUGCCACCUCCUCAUCCUUCCAAGACACAAGGCCACGAUGAUGCAGAGUCUCCUAAAAAACUCAAGUUGAAGGAAGAUUCUAAACUGCCCCCUCAUUCAUCCAUUCCAGAUUAUAUAAGGAAUCCGGCCAAGUAUACUUGCUAUACACUUGAUGUCUCGGAUGAUAUGGAUGAACAAUCCAAUAGAAAAGCCUACAUGGACUUUCUCAGUCUCAUGAAGAAACAAUCGCAGCUGGACGAUGAUAGCUCCACUAAUUUUCAGAAAUCACCCACAUUUAACUCGAGAAUGAAGCAGCCUGCUGGCACUAUCACCAAGCAUGGCAUUGAGGCAGAGCAAAUGCAAGUGAAAAAAACAGUUCCCCGUGGCAUUGUUGCUGUGGAAUCCGAUAAUGCUCAUGUUUCUGCCCUGGAAGAAGAUGAGUCGUCUAUUGCUGCCGACAGAGCUAGACCUGGAAGUUUGCAUAAGAGCGGCAGACGUUAUAGAACUAGGGCCAUUAUGAUGGAUACUGACGACUAAAAUGUUUGAUUUUCACUUGUGUGUAAUUCAUUUUGGAAAGUCUCUUCUCGUGUUCUGUCUUGUUCUUUUUUUGAGACUAGAGGGAGAUUUUUCCUACCAGUGAACGUUAGUACAGCAUGAGGAAGUGAAAGUGCAGAGCAAUUGGCUAUUGUUGUGAA
Lycium barbarum (goji berry) is the source of this 1804-nucleotide messenger RNA. RefSeq lists its product as uncharacterized. The transcript has 3 exons. NCBI's taxonomy places the organism in Eukaryota, Viridiplantae, Streptophyta, Magnoliopsida, Solanales, Solanaceae. The coding region runs from base 630 to 1646 and encodes 338 amino acids. The record is from RefSeq and is a predicted model, not a curated record.